This is a messenger RNA of Orbicella faveolata, 4047 nucleotides long. RefSeq names its product ATP-dependent RNA helicase DHX58-like. Gene Ontology annotation, cellular component: cytoplasm. NCBI's taxonomy places the organism in Eukaryota, Metazoa, Cnidaria, Anthozoa, Scleractinia, Merulinidae. Gene Ontology annotation, molecular function: hydrolase activity; ATP binding; DNA binding. The record is from RefSeq and is a predicted model, not a curated record.
UUCGAGUCGACAUUUCAAGUUAAGCAGUAACCAUGAAGAGGCAGUACGAGAAAAAAAUCCUGGAUACACGACUUCAGUACUUCCAAGAGGAACUCAUCCCAGUGGACGUGCUUCCUUACUUGUCUUGCCUACAAAAGGUAGACAAGGAGGCCAUUGAAGCCACGCAGAAAAUCGAGGGUCCAACGAGGGCUAACUCUGUUCUCGUUGAUCGGAUCAAAAGAAGACAUAGAGGCUUUCAGGAUUUUGUUCAAGCGUUGAGAAGAUGCGGAUUCGAACAUACUGCCCUGCUAUUAGACCCUUACUACGAUUAUCCAGUCGAGGCCGCGGAUGAUGAAUCCGCUGACACGGAUGAGUCUGGGGUCGGUUUCAAAAAGAUUGGAACAGCUAUUGAUGUUACGAUUAAAGGAAACCUGAUACCACAGAACAGCCAGGAACCAGCGGAAACCUGCAGCGAAUUGGAGACAUAUUUGGCUGAAAAAUUCAAAACGCCUUCCUCCACUGAAAGCAAGAAAAUGCGCAAGGAGCUGCAAGAGCUUCUUCCAAAGGGUGCUGUGUUUGUAAACACUGCCAAAGGAUCCAUCAUUGCCACUUUUCGAUUGUCAAGUGAAAAAGCUGCCAAGGAACUGUGGGAAAUGUACACCGAAGGAAAAUUUGAAAGCACACUUCAGAAGGUCUUAGUGGAAAACACGUUGAAAGAAGAUCAUAAGGUCCUUGAGAAACCAAUGGAGCUUAAACUCAGCCUUGGAGAAGAUCGGUUUCACCAAAUCCAAAAGAAACUUGCCGAGAUUGAGUCUGAGCAGGAAGUCGCAGGAAAUUUACAGAACAUUUUAACGAGCAAACAAGAAGACAGUGCUGAAGACGAUGGGUCUGUGCCUGACAUAGAAAUUGAUAUCCCUCCAGUGUUCCUGGGAAGUAAUGCCAACUCAUUUGGCCGGUGUGAGUUGGAGCUCAGAGAGUAUCAGAAGGAGUUGGCUGCGCCAGCGAUCGCAGGAAAGAACACCAUCAUUUGCGCGCCCACCAACAGUGGCAAAACUUACGUGGCGAUAGAAAUUGCUAAACAGCAUCUUGAUUCCUUCUCAGCAGAGGCUGAAAUUGCCGCACCAGGCAACACCACUAGGAAAGAACCAAGAGUGGUCUUCAUCGUGAGCACGUUGAACCUCGUUCUGCAGCAAAAGGAGCGAUUUGAGGCCUUCCUCGGAGACAAGUACACUGUGGGUGAAAUUUCUGGAGCCAACGCAACAGAAAUCCCUCUCAAGUAUCUCCUUCAAAACCAAAACAUCGUUGUUAUGACUGCUCAGAUACUUGUCAACGCUCUGAACAAUAGGAAUAAAGAAGAGAGAGUGGAGCUGAGUGACAUCACUCUCCUGCUAUUUGACGAGUGCCACCAUGCAGACAAGGAACAUUCCUAUAACAGGAUCAUGGAAAAGUAUCUUGCCUUGAAAUCCCAGGCUGGAACCCAACACAGCUUACCACAGGUUGUAGGUUUUACCGCCUCUCUCGGUACAGGAAAGGCCCAGAGUGUGGAGAAAGCAGAAAAGCACAUACUUCUUGUUUCUGCUAACUUAGAUGCUGAAGUUAUCUCAACUGUGAAGAAAAAUCAAUCCGAGCUGAAGAUGUACGCAAACGUCCCCGAAAGGGAAAUAGCCUACGUCCAAAAGUCCAACGAGGACCCGUUUGUGAAGAUUGUUUCACAGGUUAUGAGUAAAAUAGAAGCCUUAAUUAAGAGGGUUAAAGGAAAGUCCUUCAAAGCUGGACCCCAAGACAAAGCUGGUCAGCAGUAUCGCCAGUGGGUAGAAGAAUUCUACAAAGACUCUGUCGCUGAUGGAGAGCGGUUUCUUGUGACGUAUGCAGAGCAUCUCCGUGAGUAUCACAUUGCACUGACUAUCAACGCCAGCACCACAAUGAAAAAUGCUAAGAAAAGCUUGAAAAGAUAUUUUGAUUCCUUGGAUGAAGACAAGUUCCUAUCCAUUGAUGAACAGUUAAAGAGUCUCUUCCAGUGUGCGAUGAAAAUACUGGAUAAAUUUAUAGAGGAGAAUGGCGAGCCCGAGAAUCCCUUGUUAAAGCAUCUCAAAGAGCUGAUCUUAAAAAACUACACAGACCUGGACCCUCAGCAAGUAAAAGACCGCAAUGGCAAACUCAGCGAGGAAAAAGAUGGCGGAGCGAAAGAAGCUGGACAAGAAGAAAAUGGAAUAGAGGAGAAGGUUCUCGAAAACGAGAAAGACGCGAGGUCUGGCAAAGAAGCAGAAAGAGGUGGAAGCAAAGAUAGCGAUGAUCAAAACGGAGAUGAGUCAGUAGAUGGCACCAGCAAAGGCCAGGCAGGAGAUAUUGUAUGCAACGGUGAUGCCAGUGUAAUGGGUAAUAGUACAGACGAAGCGGAGAAAGGUGUAACUGAAGAAGACCCCAAGAAAAAGACAGACCAAGAUGAAGACAAAGCCAGCAAUUCAGGAGACACGAUACCAGAAGAAAAAUAUUCUGAUGUUAGGAAUGGUGGCCCAAAAGAAUGGAAAGGUCCAAAAGGCAUCUUGUUCACAAGGACUCGGGAAUCCACAGAAGCCUUGCUAGACUGGAUAAAAGAAACUAAGGAGCUGAACGCUGUUCUCAGGCCCGAGCCGCUGGUUGGGAGUGGAGAUGGCAAUAUUGGCAUGACCCAGAAUGAGCAGGACCGAGUCAUCCAGAGAUUCCACACUGGAGAGAAGAACCUCCUACUUGCAACCAGUGUUGCAGAAGAAGGUUUAGAUAUCAAGGACUGUAAUUAUGUCAUCCGUUACAAUAUGAUGGGCAACGAGAUUUCAACUGUACAGUCACGUGGCCGUGUCAGGGCAGACGAGGGAAAGUACAGCGUGUUAGUGGGCCAAGACUCGGGAGCGUUGAAGAGGGAAAAAACAAGCCAAUUUCGGGAAAGCCUCAUGAUUGAAGCUCUUAGUCAAGUGCAAAGCAUGGAUCCAAAAACAUUUAUGCAACGGGUAAAGGACAUACAACGUAAGAACCUUCAGGAUCGAUUCCUCAAGAAACACGUGAUUGCUACCCUAAAGUCAGAGCAUCUACCAGGGGACGUCACCUUCCGUUGCCGGAAGUGUAACGUUGAGGCAUGUCAAGCCCAUGACAUCCGAACGGUCAAAGAAAGUCACCACGUGGUCAUAAACAGAGACUUUGCGAAAUCCAAGGUUGACAAAAAGAAGCAUCCCAAUCCUAAGAUAAUCGAUGACAUCGAAAUGAACAAGAAGAUCUAUUGCAAAGAGUGCCAUGCAGACUGGGGGGUGACGGCCCUCAUCUCUGGGGUGGAGUGGAUGUGCAUCAAGAUAUGCAGCUUUGUUCUAGAAUUUCCAGAUCCGAAUCCUCGUCGAAAGAUGUUCAAGAAGUGGAAAGAGCUUCCCUUUGGCAUACCAGAGGCGAAUGUUGAUGAGAUUUGCCAACACGCCAAAGAUGCAGUAGAAGAUGAUUUCGAUUUUGAGUUAUCUCUUUAAACAUCUUGACAUAUCUUUGAUUUCUUGCAAUAAUUUUUGAUGAAUGCUGAGAGAGAUUGUAAUUAGUUGCUGAAUGAUUUUAAACUGCUUCGCGGAGCUUUGUUCGGCGAUGUUAGGUGUAAUAAGUGCGGUAGACAGCCGCUCAGGUAAGACCGACUUUACAAAUCUAAAGUUUGGUAGCACAUCGACUUUAGUUGGUAAUGAAUGUGAUAAAGCUAUGAAAAAUACCUUUAGAAGUAAUAUAAUGAUCACCGAGAUUCGCGUAAUAUGAAGAGUCCACUAUUGCCCACGACCAUUUAACCUCUGUCAUAAAUUUCGCCUUGUCAAACAGAAAUAGAUGACCCCAUCCUUGAUAUAAUGCGCCAAAAGUGAGAAGAAGAAAAAAAAAUGCCGUUUUCUUUGUACUAGCCUGGUUCCUGUAUCAACCCAUUGACAAUUCGGUGACUGUGGGCUUUUACAUCCUCUUAAAUUAUUUUGCAGAAUUUGCUGGUAGGCAUUAACCCCGGAAGGUUGUGGACCAUCUUACCAUUUGUAGUCACAAUCUGGUUUAAGAUAAAUCGAAGAUUAAAUGGUAAUUAAGGCU